Molecule: messenger RNA, 897 nt
Organism: Ananas comosus (pineapple)
Lineage: Eukaryota; Viridiplantae; Streptophyta; Magnoliopsida; Poales; Bromeliaceae
Product: putative RING-H2 finger protein ATL69
Exons: 1
Coding region: 1-897 (298 amino acids)
Source: RefSeq, a predicted model, not a curated record
AUGUCCACAGAUAACUCCACCUCCGGGAGCAACACGGGAGGCGGCGACGGCAGCGGCUCCAACACCACGCUCGAAUUCAUCGGUAUCGCCGUCUUCGUCGGCAUCGCUCUGUAUUUCUUCAUCCGCUACGCCCACACCGGAUUAAUCUGCAACUGGCGCGAACGCCGCGCAGGGGCCGGCGGAGGCGGCAAUGCGGGCGGCGCCUCGCCACCCAGGCUCGGCCUCGCGCCCUCCGAUAUCGCGGCGCUCCCGACGUUCGUGUUCGGCGCGGUGACCAAUAACGGCGGGGCCGCAAAACGGAAGGGGAAUGGCCCGAAUGGGGCAGAGUGCCCGGUGUGCUUGGCCGACGUGGAGGAAGGGGAGGUGGUGCGGAUGCUGCCGAGCUGCAGGCACUUUUUCCACGUUCAGUGCAUUGACGUCUGGCUUUGCUCGCACACGUCGUGCCCGGUUUGCCGCGCCGCGACGGAGCCCGAACGAAUAGCGUUGGGCGGGGCGACGGCACCGCCGCCGUUGCCUCAGCUGCGCUGUCGCAGUUCCCCCGGAUCCUCUGAACUCUUGGUUGAGGAGAGAUCGGAUGAAGAGGCGGCGCCGUCGCCGCGGUUGCCCGAGUUGCACCGCGGUGGCACUACCGAGGCUUCUUCGGCGGUGACUGACGGGGUGGGCUCGGAGAAGGUAGAAUUAGGUGGGUCGGCGGUUUUGCGGCCGUUCCGGCAGUUGCGUCGCUGCAGUACUACGGGUUCCUCGACAGGCAAUGGCGAGGCGGGGCCGGAAGAAGAUCAUGUGAAGUUAGGUCAGACGUUGGCUUUACCAGCAUUAACGUUGGCCGAAUUGCGCCGGUGCAGCAGCACCGGUUCCUCGAUCCUCGGCGAUGGACGCCGUAGGAUCAUUAGAAAUUGA